This is a messenger RNA of Myiozetetes cayanensis, 1706 nucleotides long. It is a transcript of the gene CITED1, whose product is annotated as Cbp/p300 interacting transactivator with Glu/Asp rich carboxy-terminal domain 1. The transcript has a single exon. Gene Ontology annotation, cellular component: nucleus. The record is from RefSeq and is a predicted model, not a curated record. The coding region runs from base 1059 to 1493 and encodes 144 amino acids. Lineage: Eukaryota; Metazoa; Chordata; Aves; Passeriformes; Tyrannidae. Gene Ontology annotation, biological process: regulation of DNA-templated transcription.
GAGGGAGAUUCAGUGUGGCAGCUCCUGUCCCAGGAGAUCUUGGAUGAACCUCCAGAUGUCCCAGUGCCCCAUGUGAGUGGCCACAAGGCAUCUAAGCAAGGGAACAGGUAAACAGGUACACAGGUAUCCAGGGCAGAUCUCUACUGGUGCCUCAGGCCAUGGAGCCUGGCCUCUCCUGCCCUUGUCCCCUCAUUCACUUGGCCCAUGGAGCUUUUGUUGUGCUGGGAUUUUUUUAAGAUGUCCAGUCACUGUGGGAAAGCAUAUUUCCUGUGGCUUUAAUUAGAUUAUGCUGGAAUAAAUAGCAAGAUGAAGGGGCUCCCAGCCUGGCCUUGGCUUUGUUUUGCUCUCUUGUUUUUCACUGUCGAUUGAAACAACAGGAAGUCUGGCGUGGAGGGAGUUCGGCAGGAUGUGGCUCCCAUGACUCCUGACCCCUUUCCCUGCUUCCAUAUACCCCUGGCACCUGCUGUGGGGUGGGGUGGUGUGGUGUGGUAGGGAGAGACCAGUCUUGUGUGGUGACUGCUGGCAGGAGGGUUCCAGUGUCCUGGGGACUGUUCAGCCAGGGGAAAAGUGAAGAAUGAGAGAGCAGAGAAGCUGGGCAGCUGCCUCCUCUGACCCACCUCGGAGCCCCACAUGCUCUUUCCCUGUGCCAGGCUGAGGGCACCAGCCCACAUUGCCCUGGCAGCCCUGCCACCGCCUGAACCCCACUGUUGUGCCCCAGCCUGGACAGGGGGAGAUGAGGUGGGGUCCCAGCCAGACCGGGAGGGCACGCCCCUGGAAGGGCAGGACGCGGGGGUCCGGUCGGGGGCCGGAGGGACAGGCAGUGCCAGCACCGCCGCCGGGGGCCGUCCCGCACCGUCCCGUCCAUCCCUCCGUGCCCGCCCGGCUCUCCCGGCGGCCCAGCCUCCCCUCGCCUUCCCCCGCGGCGUGGCCGGCUAUAAAUCAGACGGCGGCGGCUGCCCCCGGGGAGCGGGGCCACCCAGGCGAGUGCGACCGGGCUGCCUCUCCAGCCUCCCUGCCCAUCUGGAUACCUCGCCGGAGCGCCCCCGCAGAGCCCGGAGAUGAGCUCUCCACAGUCCCCUCGCCGGGGCACGAAGGACCUCGAGGUGGCGGCGAUGCUGCGCUACCCCUGCGGGGCCGGGGGGCUGCCGGGGUCUCCGCCUGCCGCCGCCGCCCCUGUGGCCUCGGGGGCGGGUUCCCAAUUCCUGGCCAGCUGGCGCCUGCAGAAGCUCCGCACCCCGCACCGCACCUUGGGGCGAGCCCGGCGCCGCACGGAGCCCCGCUCGCCGCCCGCCUGGGGCCUGGGGCUGGGGGGCGCGGGGAGCCGCCCCCUCCAGCCCGCCCGCCCCGGCCUCAUCGACUCGGACCCGGUGGACGAGGAGGUGCUCGGGGCGCUGGUGCUGGAGCUUGGCCUCGACAGGGCGGACGAGCUGCCGGAGCUCCGGCUCGGCCACCACGAGUUCGACCUCCCCGCGGACCUGCCGGCCGGCUGCUGAGGCUGGAGGGCUCCAGCUGGGGUGGGGGGCUCCCGCCUCACCCCACCCACCGGGACCCCGUGGGCCGGUGCUGCUGGGCGCGGGCAGCGCCCCGGCUUUCCCAAUGGGCUGGUGCUGCGGGAGCAGGGAGCGCUCGGAGCCCGGCCGAGGGUGGGAAGGGGCAGGAGAAGGUGCUGGGGUCACUCUGGGCGCCCCACAAAGCGCGGGCAUCAC